AUGACGGUGGUUGCGAUUGUUACCACUUGUCGAAUGAAAAUGGAUAUUAUAGUAAGAAUCACUAAAAUCCUCAUUGAAAAAUUUACAAAAAUUUUCAUUAGAUAUGAGGAAAUUGACGAUGAACUUGACGAAUCAAAUAUUGGUAAUGAAAUUAAUAACUUUAAUUUCAAUAAUGCCAACGAUAUUGGUAAUGCACCAGAAGAAAUACCAGAAUUUGAUUCACAAAGGAUCGAUAAUGAUAAACCUUACACCACACACACUUAUCUUUAUAAACCAAUCACUACUACCAGAAAUAGGAGAAAUAUUAGAUUGGUAUUAUAUUUUUUGGUUAGUUUAUCAAUUGAUUGA
Entrophospora sp. SA101 is the source of this 348-nucleotide messenger RNA. The record is from the annotation of a GenBank genome assembly. NCBI's taxonomy places the organism in Eukaryota, Fungi, Glomeromycota, Glomeromycetes, Entrophosporales, Entrophosporaceae.